AUGAAGUUCUUCGCUACCAUUGGAGCUGUGCUCCUUCCUUUUAUUGCGUCGACCGCCCGUGGCAUAGAAUUCGACCCCGAAGAUGAGGCUUCUAUCAAGGCCGCAGCGCGCACAUAUGCGUAUGGGUUGAUGGAGCUAUACAAGAACAAUGCUACUGGAACACCGACGCAAGACAUCGGCAUAUGGCCGCAACCGCACUACUGGUGGGAAGGCGGGGCAUCAUGGGGGGGUCUGAUUGAAUACACUCAGUUUUCUGGCGAUAACUCGCACGUAGAGACGCUCCAGCAAGCGUUGACUGCCAACUACGGCCCGAACAAUGACUUCAUUCUGACCUACCGCAAGAGCCAGACCGGCAACGAUGACCAGGCCUUCUGGGCGCUCGCAGUCAUGUCAGCACUCGAGUACCAGUUCCCAGACGCCGACUCGGCCCCUGCCGAUUACCUCGAGGUUGCUGUGAAUGCUUUCAACAACAUCGUAGGACGAUGGGACACAACCACCUGUGACGGAGGCUUGAAGUGGCAGAUCUACCCCGAGAAUGCAUACGGCUACAACUACAAGAACUCCAUCUCCAACGGAUGCGCUUUUGCUCUCGGUGCGCGCCUUGCUCGAUACACUGGCAAUCAGACAUAUGCAGACUGGGCGGAGAAGAUCUACGACUGGACAAAGUCAGUGGGAUUGAUCACUGACAUCUACGAGGUCUUUGACGGCACUGACGACAAAACAAACUGUGCGAGUGUGGCUGACAAGACGCAAUGGACCUACAACAACGCCAUGUUCCUGCACGGUUCUGCUUUCAUGUACGACGUCACCAACGGUGCAAGUGUGUGGAAGGAGCGCACAUCUGGCUUCCUGAAGCACGCUGAGCUUUUGUUCUUUAGCGCAGUCAAAAAGGACAACAUCAUGUACGAGUGGGCCUGCGAGACUGGAGAGUCUGGCCGAACCUGCAACCUCGACCAGCAGUCUUUCAAGGCUUACCUUUCCCGGUUCAUGGCUAAGACCGCGGCUGUUGCGCCUUUCACGAAGGGCACAAUCACCAAAUACCUCACAGCGUCCGCAGUCGGAGCUGCAAAGUCGUGCUCCGGUGGAGACGACAAGGUGACUUGCGGUUCCAAGUGGUACACUGGCAGCUGGGACGGCACAUCUGGUGUUGGCCAGCAGCUUGCAGCUUUGGAGGUCACCCACGCACUUUUGUCGUUGAAGCAGAACAUUGUACCAGUCAAGAACAGCAGUCCUAAGCCGAAGUCAACGACAACCGCUGCGCCAAAGCCCAGCUCGACACCUGCCGCGAAACCUACCACAGCUUUUAGCAGCAAGCCAGCCGAAUCGACCAGGGCAGUCCAAUCCAGCCAGACUCUACUAUCGAGCAAAGCUGUUCCUAUUGUUUCUUCUGCGGCUGAAAGUGCGUAUGCACCACCAAAGUCGACUGAGGCUGCGCCUGUCAACAGCACUGCUUCAUCGACCAAGAACAUCAUCUCAACUUCUGCUGUCGUGGUACAUCCAUCUGCCUCUUCAGUUGCAUCCACAGUUGUCUCCUCGAUCAAGUCUGCUCCUGCCGCAGCCAUUCCAACGGAGAAGCCUGCUGGUCAAGCAGGCGAUGUCAAAUCCCCCGCUGGUGUUAACACUACCUGCACACCCAGCACCACCGUCACCAUUUACGUUCCGCCAGUUACGUCGGCACCCGAGGUUCCAUCGGUAGCGACGACUGUUACGCCUGUAGUGCCACCGGUUCUGACUACGCUUGCGCCCGUGGCACCAACUGCUAAUAGCAGCGUGCCUGCUAAUGGCAGUGUACCGAGCCCAUCUGCACCGGUGGAGUUUGAGGGUGCUGCGUCGAGUUUCAAGGUCAUGAGCGGGUCCAUCCUAGGUGCUAUCACCAUUGCCAUGGUGGCUGGGCUAUUGUAA
This is a messenger RNA of Ascochyta rabiei, 1902 nucleotides long. RefSeq names its product Mannan endo-1,6-alpha-mannosidase. The coding region runs from base 1 to 1902 and encodes 633 amino acids. The transcript has a single exon. NCBI's taxonomy places the organism in Eukaryota, Fungi, Ascomycota, Dothideomycetes, Pleosporales, Didymellaceae. Gene Ontology annotation, biological process: fungal-type cell wall biogenesis; carbohydrate catabolic process. The record is from RefSeq and is a predicted model, not a curated record. Gene Ontology annotation, molecular function: mannan endo-1,6-alpha-mannosidase activity.